Pseudoliparis swirei is the source of this 1023-nucleotide messenger RNA. Its product is annotated as transmembrane protein 230-like. The transcript is spliced from 4 exons. Gene Ontology annotation, biological process: synaptic vesicle transport. Lineage: Eukaryota; Metazoa; Chordata; Actinopteri; Perciformes; Liparidae. Gene Ontology annotation, cellular component: endomembrane system; synaptic vesicle. The record is from RefSeq and is a predicted model, not a curated record. The coding region runs from base 99 to 464 and encodes 121 amino acids.
CGCGGAUUUCUCUCAAUGGAAACGAAGUGGUUGUGGCGCCGGAGGGGAGCAGUCCGCGGCGGGUAGCUGCCAAUUAAACCUGCGUGAAGCUCCUUUUAAUGAAGGCGACCAGGGGGAACAUGUUGGGCGCUGGAACAUCCAACAACAAGGUCAAGUACUCGCGUCUGGCCGCCGAUGACGACGGCUACAUCGACCUGCAGUUCAAGAAAAGUCCGCCGGCGGUGCCGUACAAGGCGAUCGCGCUGGCUGUAUUCCUGUUUUUGAUCGGCUCCUUGCUGAUCAUCCUCGGGGCUCUGCUUCUGUCGGAAACCAUCAAGGUCGAGCACCCGGACCGUACCAUCCCCGUCAUCAUCAUCGGGCUGCUCGUCUUCCUUCCCGGGUUUUACCAUUUGAGAAUCGCCUACUACGCCGCGAAGGGCUACCGCGGAUACUCCUACGACGACAUCCCCGACUUCGGCGACUGAGCAUGGGUCGGUGGAGAGUCUCUCUCUCUCUCUCUCACACUCUGUAUACCCUGAGACUGUCUGCUGUUUCGCUUUGAGUUUUCCCAAAUUGAAUGUAGCAAAAUGUGGCAAACACUUUAUGACCACCGGCGAGCCAAAGAACGCCUCACGAGGACGAGUGGCGGGGGCUCUUCUGGAGGGGAGACCACGCGGAUGCCUUCGACUUCCUGUCCCCCAUAAAGUCCACGGCCUCGGCGACCGAGACUGCUUUUGGGUUCUUUGCACAGCUUAAACAAAUAUUUAUUUUUGAUCGUAGUCCAUAUGAUUUUAUGCAAAGCUGUCGGAGGAGGAGGAGGAGGGCUGUAUUUCUACCGUAGGAUUCUUAUAUUUGCAGUCCUAUCCCAAAGAUUGAUUGAAUACCUUUUUUUUGACUGGAAUGUAUUACUUUCCGUAUAAAGUAUUUGCUGUUUGUUCAUAUUCUCAGCCCUUUUUUUUUUUUUUUAUAUCAAAGAAAGAGAUAUUUUUACACGCACAUGCUUGAUUCAGAAAACAAAUAUAAAAUAAAAAGUUGAAAUCUGAA